Loxodonta africana (African savanna elephant) is the source of this 6049-nucleotide messenger RNA. It is a transcript of the gene KANK1, whose product is annotated as KN motif and ankyrin repeat domains 1. Lineage: Eukaryota; Metazoa; Chordata; Mammalia; Proboscidea; Elephantidae. Gene Ontology annotation, molecular function: protein binding. The transcript is spliced from 13 exons. Gene Ontology annotation, biological process: negative regulation of actin filament polymerization. Gene Ontology annotation, cellular component: cytoskeleton; cytoplasm. Bases 1022 to 5095 code for a protein of 1357 amino acids. The record is from RefSeq and is a predicted model, not a curated record.
GUAUACUGACUUAACCUGGUAAGGGUCGGGGUUUUCUCCCUCAGGGUUUGCUGUUUUUAAGAAAUGUUUUUCCAGUGAGGGGUAAACAAAAUGCCAAAACAAGGGUAAGAAGUACUUAACUAUCCACUUUUGGGAUCCAGAUGGGCUUACAAAUCAGAACAUUCAACCUUGGAGGAGGAAAAAAAGCUAUUAACUAGGUCAACAGUUGCAAAACAAAACUUAAGUUUGAGAGUUGUACCAGGAGGCUUCAUUGUGGGUCUCUGAGCCUUUUGAAAUGAAAGGCUGAGUCCAUUCUCAGGUGAUGAAAAUGUACUAUCAGUAGCCAACUGAGGAGACCCUGGGUGGUGUAAAGGGUUAGUUAAUGUACUCGGCUGCUAACUGAAGGUUGAAGGUCCACCUAGAGGUGCCUCAGAAGGAAGCUGUGGUGAUCUUCUUCCAAAAAUUCAGCCACUGAAAACACUGUGGAUCACAGUUCUGCUCUGACACACACGGGGUUGCCAUGAGUCAGAGCUGACUGGACGGCAGUUGGUGAGUCAGCUGAAAGGCAGCAGCGUUGGUGGAAGAGCUUCCAUUUGCCUGAGAUGGGAAGAGAGACUGUGGUAAACCAAGGCCCAUGCCACUCUGAACUGUGGCAACCAUGGCGUCUCUCUUCCGUGUCACCAUGGAAUAGUCCCAUAAAGCAUGGAAAAACCUGGCGCCACGCCUGUGCGUGUCCAUCUGAGGAUGAUGGUCGCCAUAUUGUGCCACCAAGAUGGAGACGAGAACUUGUUGUUGAGGAGCUUCCUGAGCUGUGGCCCCCAAACAGCAUGCCAAAUGGUCGUCCGGGUACUGGAUGGACUGCUGGACUCUUGAAUCCCUUCCAUCUUGUGACCACCCUAGGAAGUUGUCCGUGGAGCUGAAAUAUCCAGUGCCAUCCUCUCUGACCUUACAUAAUUGAGGUUGAAUGCAUUCGUGGACUUGAUGCAUAAAAUUUGCGUGAGUUUUCACUCCUGUCGGGAUCCGUGUUUGGAUACAAGCCGUCAUGGCUCACACUUCGAACAUGAAUGGCCGUGCCUUAGGAAAAGCAGAUGAUGUCCUGAAUGGAGACCAUGGCAAGGAACAGAAAGACCCUUACUUUGUGGAGACCCCCUAUGGUUAUCAGCUAGACUUAGACUUCCUCAAAUAUGUGGACGACAUACAGAAGGGAAACACCAUCAAGAAACUGAACAUCCAGAAGAGACGCAAGCCAUCGGUGCCAUGCUCAGAGUCCAGGGCCACGCCUGGUCACCAAGGUGUGUGGACCUCCACCGAAUCCCUCUCCUCCUCCAACAGUGACGACAGCAAGCAGUGCCCCAGCUUUCUCCUGGCCAGAAGCCAAGUGACGUCAACUCCAAUCCCAAGGCCACCCGCUCCUCUGGAGACCUCUCCCACCUUCCUUACCAUCCCAGAAAGUCGACAGCUGCCACCUCCCUCACCCCAACUUCCAAAGCACAACCUUCAUGUCACCAAGACACUGAUGGAGACCCGGAGAAGACUCGAGCAGGAGAGAGUCACCAUGCAGGUGGCACCAGGGGAGUUCCGAAGGCCCAGGCUGGCCAGUUUUGGGGGCACGGGCUCCACAAGCUCCCUCCCCUCCUAUGUGGGUUCGGGAAAUUACAAUCCUGCCAUGCACCAGCUUCAGAAUGGGUUUCAAGGCAACGGGGAUUACAGCAGCUAUGCCCCAGCUGCCCCUGCUACCUCCUCCAUGGGAGGCUCCAUCCGCCACAGCCCACUGAGCUCGGGGGUCUCCACACCGGUGACCAACGUGAGCCCCAUGCACCUGCAGCACAUUCGGGAGCAGAUGGCCAUCGCCCUGAAACGCCUGAAGGAGCUGGAGGAGCAGGUGCGAACCAUCCCUGUGCUCCAGGUCAAGAUCUCCGUCUUGCAAGAGGAGAAAAGGCAGCUGGCCUCACAGCUGAAAAGCCAGAGGGCUGCACCCCAGAACGACGUCUGCGGUCUGCGGAAGCGAUCCUACAGUGCUGGGAAUGCCUCCCAGCUGGAGCAGCUCUCCCAGGCCCGGAGGAGCCGCGGGGAGCUGUACAUUGACUACGAGGAGGAAGAGAUGGAGAACAUGGAACAGAGCACACAAAGGCUGAAGGAGUUCCGGCAGCUCACGGCAGACAUGCAGGCCCUGGAGCAAAAGAUCCAGGACAGCAGCUAUGAGGCCUCCUCAGGGCUCCGGGAGAAUGGGGAGUGCCGGCCCCAAGAGAGGCGGUCUGUGGCCGUGGGUGCCGACGAGAACAUGGAGGACAUCGUUGUGUACCACAGGGGCUCGAGGUCCCAGAAGGAUGUGGCUGUCGGGACAGUCGCUGAGACGAGGAAUGCUGGGGUCAACGUGACAGAGGCCAUGCUGGGAAUUACCACGGAGGCUGACAAAGAAAUUGAACUGCAGCAGCAGACCAUAGACGCCUUAAAGGAGAAGAUCUACCGCCUGGAGGUGCAGCUCAAAGAAACCACCCACGACCGGGAAAUGACGAAACUGAAGCAAGAGCUGCAGGCCGCCGGGUCGAGGAAAAAAGUUGACAAAGCCAUGAUGGCCCAGCCUCUUGUCUUCAGCAAGAUGGUGGAGGCCGUGGUGCAGACGAGGGACCACAUGGCGGGCAGUCACGUGGACUUGGUGGACACUUGUGUCGGGACCGCUGUGCAAACACACAGCAUAGGCGUCUCCUGCCAGCCUGAUUGUAAGAGUACCAUCGUGGGGCCCGAGCUGCCCAUGAAUCAGUGGCUUGUUAAGGAGAGGGUGGAAGUGCGUGAUCAAUGUACCGGGAGGUCUGUGGAGACGUGUGACCAGAGUGUGGGUGUGGACAUCAGUGUCUGCGAGACAGGCAGCAACACAGAGGAGUCCGUGAACGACCUGACACUCCUCAAGAUGAACUUGAGCCUCAAAGACGUGCGGUCUAUCGGUUGUGGAGAUUGUUCUGUAGAUGUCACGGUCUGCUCACCGAAAGAGUGCACGUCCCGGAGUGUGAACACGGAGGCUGUUGGCCAGGUGGAAGCUGCCGUCAUGGUGGUGCCUCAUACUACAAGCCAGCACACCAGUACGGUUUUGGAACAGGUAGACCAGUUCACCAACACUGAGAUGGUCACCUUAGUAGAAUCCUGCACCAACACCGUCCUCAGCACUUCGGACAAGCAGACCGGCACCCAGACCGUGGAGAUGCGGACAGUGGCCAUAGGAGAAGGCCGUGUCAGGGACAUCAACUCCUCCCCCAAGACGCGGUCCAUUGGUGUUGGAACGUUGCUUUCCGGCAGUUCUGGGUUUGACAAGCCAUCAGCUGUGAAGACCAAAGAUUCAGGGGUGGGGCAGGUAAAUAUUAACGACAACUAUCUGGUUGGUCUCAGAAUGAGGAGCAUAGCUUGUGGGCCCCCCCAGUUGACCGCGGGGCUGGCGGGCAGCAGGAGGAGCGUUGGCGUUGGGGAUGAGCCUGUAGGGGAGUUGAGGGAGAACCCCCAGCCCCGGUCUCCCUCAGGAAUGGUGGCUGGCUUGGACCACUACAUCGAGCAAGUCCAGAAGCUGCUGGCCGAACAGCAGACACUGCUGGCUGAGAACUACAGUGAGCUGGCAGAAGCUUUUGGGGAGCCGCACUCACAGAUUGGUUCCCUCAACUCACAGCUCAUCAGCACCCUAUCGUCCAUCAAUUCCGUCAUGAAGUCGGCAAGUACCGAAGAGCUGAGGAGCUCUGGCUUCCAGAAGACCAGCCUGGGUAAAACCACAGGAAGUAACCUGCAGCAUGCCUGUAAGUGUGGAGCCCUACAGCCUGGAAUGCCAUUGAGGAACCAGAUGUCCCUGCCUGAGCAAGAGGUCGGGGCCACAGAAGGAAAGCCCAUGGGCGGCAAGGACGCUUUACCCCCUCAGGAGAGUACACUGUCUUCAGUGAACCUGACAGACGACCAGAUUGCUGCUGGUCUCUACGCAUAUGCAAAUAACGAAAGCACGCUGAAGUCCAUCAUGAAGAAGAAAGACGGAAACAGAGAUUCAAAUGGCGCGAAAAAGAACCUCCAGUUUGUCGGCAUUAAUGGAGGGUAUGAGACCACUUCCAGCGAUGAUUCCAGCUCAGACGAAAGCUCUUCCUCCGAGUCAGAUGACGAAGGUGAUGUCAUUGAGUGCCCUCCUGAGGAAGAGGAGGACGAGGAGGACGAAGAUUCACAGGCAAUGGCGGAAGGGCACCAGGCCGUUAAUGUUGAAGGUUUCAACUCCGCCAGGGUGGAAGCUGAAAUGCAGGUUCAAGAAUGUGAACCUGAGAAGGUGGAAAUCAGAGAGAGGUACGAAUUAAGUGAAAAGAUGUUGUCUGCGUGCAACUUACUGAAAAAUAAUAUAAAUGACCCCAAAACUUUGACCAGCAAAGAUAUGCGGUUCUGUCUGAACACCCUUCAGCACGAGUGGUUCCGUGUGUCCAGUCAGAAGUCGGCUGUGCCGGCCAUGGUGGGGGACUACAUCGCUGCCUUCGAGGCCAUCUCCCCGGACGUCCUGCGCCACGUCAUCAACAUGGCCGACGGCAAUGGCAACACAGCCCUGCACUACAGCGUGUCCCACUCCAACUUCGAGAUAGUGAAGCUGCUUCUGGACGCGGACGUGUGUAACGUGGACCACCAGAACAAGGCGGGCUAUACCCCCAUCAUGCUUGCAGCCCUGGCCGCCGUGGAGGCCGAGAAGGACAUGAGAGUCGUGGAAGAACUCUUUGCCUGCGGGGACGUGAAUGCCAAAGCCAGCCAGGCGGGGCAGACGGCCCUCAUGCUGGCGGUCAGUCACGGCCGCAUAGACAUGGUGAAAGGCCUGCUGGCCUGCGGGGCCGACGUCAACGUCCAGGACGACGAGGGCUCCACAGCCCUGAUGUGCGCCAGCGAGCACGGACACGUGGAGAUUGUGAAGCUGCUGCUGGCCCAGCCCGGCUGCAACGGCCACCUGGAGGACAACGAUGGCAGCACAGCGCUCUCUAUAGCCCUGGAGGCAGGACACAAGGACAUCGCUGUUCUCCUCUACGCCCACGUCAACUUUGCAAAAGCCCAGUCUCCGGGCACCCCUAGGCUUGGAAGGAAGACGUCUCCUGGACCCACCCACCGAGGCUCCUUUGAUUGAUAAUGUACACAAAGCCCUCCACAGACGUGCCACCAGGAAGCUGCUAAGUGCUCCCGUUUGUGGUGACAGAUGCUGAAUGUAUACAUCUCGGGCCUGAGCUCACCAGCAGACGGAACACACUAAGCCAAGGGCUGAAGGAGAAGCUUUCCAGGUGGAAGCGGCCACAGAAGAUGGCCAAGCAGGGCACGCACCGCCGCCUUCUGGCCAGCUUCCUUCCGUCUGUGCAGGACACACUUUAACCCGCGUCUGUUGCGGGUCAGGUCUCUGCUCCAUCAUGUACAGUAGUAGGGAACGGUAACCUGACGGGAGCGGGCAGCUGGGAUACCCCCUCCACCCGCGAGCAGUGAUGGGCUUACACUGCCAUCGGGAUAGUCACGUUUCCACAAAUAUUUAUACUUACUGAAUGUGGGGCCAUUGGAAAACUCUUCCAAAACUCCAUUCCAGGAGGAUUCUUCUUUUAUCUUGAUAUUUUAGAGUAAGAAAGUUGACAUGACUUUUAUCAUUAGCAACUUGGGCCCAGGCUGGUGGGUUUGUGGGUUAAAAGAGAAGCUGGAACUCUCAAAAAGUAUAAACUCUCCAAAGGAGCUCUCAGCGGUUGGUGUUUUCUCUAGGUGGAUGUACGCUAUGACUUUUUAUAUAAGAGGUAUCUAUAUAAAGUUGACACAGUAUUUUCAACUUUUAUAUUCCCUAGUAACUAAAGACGUGAAGAGCUACAUGUAACACGACCGUAUUUUUAUGAAUAAUUGCACAACCCCACCUGUGUCCAGUGAUAAAGGUUGAAUGGGGCUGGAGGAAGCGGCUCUGCAUUUGCCUCUAGGGAAGCUUGGUGUAGCUCUCUGUAUUUAUGGAUUCCUUUCUACCCUGUCACAUAUACUUUGAUCCUAUAUGUAUUUAAAUGUUUGAAGUGCCUUAGACUCUUGCCAUAUUUUCAAAAUAAAAUUUCAUUAAGCUGUU